UGGGAGAUUCCAUAAGGUGGAGUUAGCAGAGGGCGUAGGGCGGAGACCGUCGAGAGUCCUGGGGCGCCUCUGUCCGUCUCUCCCCCUUGCCUCCCGCUUUCCAAGACGUGUCCCACCCGCAGGCCGUUUAGAUGCUGCGAAAUGCGAGUCCGAUCCUCUCCCGGGUGGCCAGUCUUUCCGUAGGUUUCGGCACAACGCGGGGCAAGAGAAGAGGAACGAAAUUAACCCCGAUCGGUGAAGGUCGAUUUGAGGGUCUGCUGUAGCAGGUGGCACCACUUGAAGAGAGGGAGGAAGGUUCCCUGGAUCAGUCGAGGCUAAGGGAGAGGCGCAGGCAUGUGCAUGUUUUGGAUGGACUAGAGGGUCAGAGAGGUUAAAAAAAUGCCAGUCGGAUUGUGAAUCAGGAAAGCUGACACAGGAACAGGGUACUAGCUGUCCAUGGAGCCCUCAGUCCUCACUGGCUCUGGUCUCUGCAGAUCCGAAGGGUUGUUGGGCGUGGCACACCUCCAGGGGAGGGAAGAAGGAGCAAACUGCCCUGUCUUGUGGAGGUCCACCUCCAGUAUCAGCCGUUGUGGACUUAAAGUGGCUGAAGACCACCACCCUCCACAGGCUUGAAUCCAAGCCCGCAACCAUCCUCCCCCGGCCUGAGUGACUACUCUGUUCCUUGGUCCCUGCUAUUGUCAGGGACGAUUGCAUGGGCUACGCUAGGAAAGUAGGCUGGGUGACUGCAGGACUGGUGAUUGGGGCUGGUGCCUGCUAUUGCAUUUAUAGACUGACCAGGGGAAGAAAACAGAACAAGGAGAAAAUGGCUGAGGGUGGGCCCGGGGAUAUGGAUGAUACUGGCGACUGUUCUGGGGGCAGGUACAACGACUGGUCUGAUGAUGAUGAUGACAACAGUGAGAACAAGGGUGUCAUAUGGUACCCACCUUGGGCCCGGAUUGGGACUGAGGCCGGGACCAGAGCUAGGGCCAGGGCCAGGGCCAGGGCCACCCGGGCACGUCGGGCUGUCCAGAAACGGGCUUCCCCCAAUUCAGAUGAUACUAUUUUGUCUCCUCUAGAGCUGCAAAAAGUUCUUUGCUUGGUUGAAAUGUCUGAAAAACCUUAUAUUCUUGAAGCAGCUUUAAUUGCUCUGGGUAACAAUGCUGCUUAUGCAUUUAACAGAGAUAUUAUUCGAGAUCUGGGUGGUCUCCCAAUUGUUGCAAAGAUUCUCAAUACCCGCGAUCCCAUAGUUAAGGAAAAAGCUUUAAUUGUUCUGAACAACUUGAGUGUGAAUGCUGAAAAUCAGCGCAGGCUUAAGAUAUACAUGAAUCAAGUGUGUGACGACACAGUCACGUCUCGCUUGAACUCAUCUGUGCAGCUGGCUGGACUAAGACUGCUUACAAAUAUGACUGUUACUAAUGAGCAUCAGCACAUGCUUGCUAAUUCCAUUUCAGACUUUUUUCGUUUAUUUUCAGCAGGAAAUGAAGAAACCAAGCUUCAGGUUUUGAAACUCCUUUUGAAUCUGGCUGAAAAUCCAGCCAUGACUAGAGAACUGCUCAGGGCCCAAGUACCGUCUUCACUGGGUUCCCUCUUUAAUAAGAAGGAGAACCAAGAUAUUAUUCUUAAACUUUUGAUCAUAUUUGAGAAUAUAAAUGACAAUUUUAAAUGGGAAGAAAAUGAACCUACUCAGAACCAUUUCAGCGAAGGUUCACUUUUUUUCUUUUUUAAAGAAUUUCAAGCAUGUGCUGAUAAGGUUCUGGGAAUAGAAAGUCACCAUGAUUUUUUGGUGAAAGUAAAAGUUGGAAAAUUCAUGGCCAAACUGGCUGAGCAUAUGUUUCCAAAGAGCCAGGAAUAACGUCUUGAUUUUGCAGUCUAGAAGUGAUGUGUAUUGUAAACUACUCCUUUUCUCCACCUUGUUUAUAUGGUAAAGGAAUCCUUUCAGCUGCCAAUUUUGAAUAAUGAACAUCAUAUUGUAUCAUCAACGCUGAUAUUUUCCAAGUUGGUCUUCAGGUUUAAGCUGGAUGAAUGAAUAUUAUACUUGUUCUGAAAACAUGUUUGUUGCUUUUUAUCUUGCUGCCUAGAUGGAAAUAUUUUUACUGUUUUCUCUGCAUAAGUGACAGUGAACCAAUUCAUCAUAAGUGAGCUCCUUUCUGUCAUUUGCAUUGACUUCAUUUGUGUCUCAUCAAUAAAAUUGUGUCUUAAUGCUGGAAAGAAAA
This is a messenger RNA of Trichechus manatus latirostris (Florida manatee), 2192 nucleotides long. It is a transcript of the gene ARMCX3, whose product is annotated as armadillo repeat containing X-linked 3. Gene Ontology annotation, cellular component: mitochondrion. The transcript has 5 exons. Bases 692 to 1831 code for a protein of 379 amino acids. NCBI's taxonomy places the organism in Eukaryota, Metazoa, Chordata, Mammalia, Sirenia, Trichechidae. The record is from RefSeq and is a predicted model, not a curated record. Gene Ontology annotation, molecular function: protein binding.